Molecule: messenger RNA, 446 nt
Organism: Drosophila melanogaster (fruit fly)
Lineage: Eukaryota; Metazoa; Arthropoda; Insecta; Diptera; Drosophilidae
Exons: 1
Coding region: 12-398 (128 amino acids)
Source: RefSeq, marked reviewed
AAACAUCCAACAUGAAGUUGUCCCUUGUUCUCUUCGUCCUCUCGAUGGUUUUGUAUGUGGCCCAUGUCAGAGCUGCUGACAGCAGCACAAGCACGGAAUCGAGUACCAGCACCACGGAUAGCACCACCACGGAAUCCACCACAGAGUCUACCACAUCGUCGUCCUCUUCAUCUAGUUCGGGCUCAAACAAGAAAAUCGUGCGUCUCAGCAAUCUGAAGUACUCGAUCACCAGGAAAAUCAGAGUUGGAUCCACCACCAGUUCCUCGACCAGAUCCAAAAGUUCCCGCGCCAAGUCCCGCAAGGCCCGUCUAAAUGCGGCUAAACGAUCCAAGAAGGCCGCCAACCGAAAACUCAACAAGAAGUCCAAGAACCGCAAUGUACGCGUGGUCCGCGGUUAGGUUAGCCGCAAUUAUAUUUUUAAUAAUAAAUGGUUGAAAUUUAUACAU